AAGCCGACCGGUAGCAUUUCUUCAAAGCCUAGUAGGUCAACUCAGCGAAUUCCGGGUGAGACACCGAAGGGUGGCGCGAAAAGUGUGGAAAAACUCAGGGAGAAAAAAGAGGAGAGUGUAAAAGAGAAGAAAUCCGAAAUGAAGAAGAGCGAGCAUAAGAAGGAAGAAGAAAAGAAAGAAGAAAAGAAAGAAGAUGAACACAAAGCUGAGAAAGAGGAAGAGAAAAAGGAGGAAAAGAAGAAGCUUGAUCUUAAGCCGAAGCAAAUCAAGAGGAAUGAAAAAGAGGAACGAAUCGCUCAAGGAAAAGAGGUCAGAAACAAAGGUGACUACCCCACGUUCAACGACGUCGAGAGUGACUGGGACUCAGACAAGGAAAAGAAAAACAAGAAGAAAGAAGGUGAUCAGAGAAAAGACGAUGAUAAAAAAGAGUCAGCGAAAGGCGAUGGUUUUAGUGACGAUAUAGCUCUUAAAGCGACUCAAUCUACUAGUGCACCUCUAGCAGGUGGGUUGACUCCAAGUGCCAAGUCACUUGAGUUAGGAAAAAUCUCAGGCCAUCUGAUAUUCAACUACUUCAAGAGUGACAUUUUUCGAAUGUUCAACCAAUAG
This is a messenger RNA of Angiostrongylus costaricensis, 606 nucleotides long. The record is from the annotation of a GenBank genome assembly. Lineage: Eukaryota; Metazoa; Nematoda; Chromadorea; Rhabditida; Metastrongylidae.